This is a messenger RNA of Leptopilina boulardi, 912 nucleotides long. Its product is annotated as cilia- and flagella-associated protein 251-like. The record is from RefSeq and is a predicted model, not a curated record. The transcript has a single exon. The coding region runs from base 1 to 912 and encodes 303 amino acids. NCBI's taxonomy places the organism in Eukaryota, Metazoa, Arthropoda, Insecta, Hymenoptera, Figitidae.
AUGGCGCUAGUAGAGAGGUCGCCGAUAAAAGGCGCCAGACGGCAGGAGAAUGCUGGUGACAGAGGGCACGAGAAUACUGGUAGUCAGGGGGAAAUAAGUCAGUGGGAGAAGUGGGAGGAAGGGACGGAGACAGGUAGCGUGCGAGAUGAGACGGAACAUCCAGGGACGGACAGUGAAAAAGAAGAGGAGGUUUUUAGUACCCCUAAGGUUUUGAGAAAGUUGUCAACGUCUUCAUUGCCGGACUACGCGUUAUUUAGUGCUAGGAAAAGAGGCAGACCGAAGGGAUUGGCAAGUUUUGCUAAGAUAACAAGGAAAGAUGUAGGGCUGUGGCAAAAGCAGGUGAGGGAUAGAAGGAAGGCUAGGGGGGAAAAUGAUCAGGAAGAGGAGGGUAAUGAGGGGGAGAAUAACGAGAGAGAGGAAGAGUUGAAAGAUUAUAGUGAUGUACUGGCAGGAAUGGGGGAGAUGGCGAGAGCAGUGAUGAAAAUGAGUGAGGAGACUAAUAAGAAAAUAGAAGAUUUGGGGAAGGAAAUUAAAGUGGCAAGGGAAGAAAGCGAAAGGAAAGAGGAGAAGAGGGAUGAAAAAAUGGAUAUGAUUAGAGGAGAGGUGAGGGAGAUAAGAGAUAUGUGGGCAAAUUGGGAAGAAAGAUGGAGAGGAGAGAAAGAAGAUUUAAUGGAAAAAGUAGUGAUGGUUGAAACCACACUGGAGAGAGUAGAGAGAAAGAGAAGUGCCGAGAUGUCGAUGCUGGAGAAGAGAGUUGGGCAAUUGGAGAUAAGAGAAGAGGCAACUGGGAGUAGACAGGGGACAGAAGAGGGUCAAACGGGGGAGUUGGAGAGGAAAGUGGCAGACCUGUCCAGAUUAGUAGAGCGGUUGGAAAAGGAAAAAGGAAAUGUUGGAUUACAAUUAGAGGUUUAA